AUAUGGAGUAUAAGUUAAAUACAACUUCAUUUUUUCAGCUAGGGUUUCAUUCCCCAAUUCCAUAGUUCCUGCCGGCCCCACGCCCCAGCCAUUCUUCUGCCAUCUCCGCCGCGCCCAGGUCCGCCGCCCUGAGGCCCCUGCCGAGCCCCACCCAUUCUGCCAUCUCCGCCGCGCCGAGUCCCUCCUCGAUCCGCGCACUGCGCCCAGGUCACCGCCACCCAGGUCCGCCGCCCUGAGGCCCCUCCAAGAUCCGCGCCCCUUCGUCACUUCGCUAAAACCCUACUUUUCCUUCUACCUUAAUUCCCCACGCCAAUGUCUUCCAACGCAGAACCCGUCGCCGCCGCCACACCUUCAAGGGUGAGUAAGCCCGCCAUAGAGGCGGGCGUAAGCGCUCUGUUGAAACACAAAGCCGCCCAAUCCGUCAACGAGAAGCCCCAAUUACUGCCGCAAGAUGAUUAUUUCUACCUCAACCUCACCCUAAAGAAAAUCCCAUCAAACCCUCGCACGAAUCCCUACAGAAUCCCGCUUCCGAACCCCCUUUUGGACGCCGUCAACUCGGAGGUAUGUUUAAUCGUGGACGACCGGCCGCGAACGACGACGCCGCCGUCGGAUGAAAUCAAAAAAUUGAUUAAAUCUCAGAACAUACCGAUUUCAAAAGUGAUAAAGUUGUCGAAGCUGAGGGCGAACUACAAGCCCUUCGAGGCAAGGAGGAAGCUUUGCAAUAGCUACGACAUGUUCUUGGUUGAUAAGAGGAUUGUUCAUUUGUUGCCUAAGUUGUUAGGGAAGGAGUUCUUCAGGAAACAGAAGCUGCCUUUAGGGGUGGAUUUGGGAAAAAAGAAUUUAAAGUUGCAGGUGGAGAGGGUUUUAGGGAGUGCUUUGUUGUUUAUUGGGACGGGGACCUGUUCCGUGCUCAAGCUUGGUAAGGUUGAGAUGGAGAAAGAUGAGAUUGUGGAGAAUGUGUUGGACGCCAUCAAGGGAGUGAUUGAGAGGGUGCCGAAGAAAUGGGAUGGUGUGAGGAGCUUGCACUUGAAGUUCUCUGAUUCGGUGGCUUUGCCGAUUUACCAGGCCAUGCCGGAUGUCAGGUUGAAGAUUGAGGGAUUGAAGGACAAAAAGGAAGAGGGAGGUGAGGUGACUGAAAUUAGUGAUAAUGACAGUGCUAAGAGUGGGAAGAAGAAGCAGAAGCAGAAGGGGAGGAUUCAUGAGGUUCGAUAUAUGGAUGCUGGUGAGGAUGUGGAUAGUGAUGUUGAUGAUUUGGAUGGGAGCGAGGUUGCUGAAUUUCUGCAGAAGAAGGGUAUUAGUGAUGAUGAUGAAAACAAGAAGACAGAGAGUGAGGGGAAGAAAAGGAGCAAGAAGAAGACGGAGAGUGUGGGGAAGAAAAGGCGCAAGAGUGAUGAUGAGAACAAGAAGAGCAAGAAGAUGGAGAGUGAGGGGAAGAUAAUGCGCAAGAGUAAAACUAUCAAGGAAUAACUAUCAAGGAAUGUGUCUCAGGAUAUUUGAAUGGAAAGAAGCCGGGCAUUUGGAGGCGGCACUAGAUGUUUUUGAACGUAUGCAGAACAAGGAUGUCGUUUCGUGGAGGAUCAUGAUACGCGGUUGUGUUGAAAAUGAGAGGCCGGGGAAGGCCUUGGAGAUCUUUCUAGAACUGCUUGCUUGCUG
Salvia miltiorrhiza (redroot sage) is the source of this 1653-nucleotide messenger RNA. RefSeq lists its product as uncharacterized. NCBI's taxonomy places the organism in Eukaryota, Viridiplantae, Streptophyta, Magnoliopsida, Lamiales, Lamiaceae. The transcript has 2 exons. The coding region runs from base 313 to 1467 and encodes 384 amino acids. Gene Ontology annotation, cellular component: 90S preribosome. The record is from RefSeq and is a predicted model, not a curated record.